AUAACGCUUAUCAGCAUUUGCUGUUGCCAUGCUGUUAAAUUGUAAUCCGUGACUGACACUGUUGUGUUCGUAACGAAAAUGUGUUCCAACGUGAACGAUCUAACUGUAUUAAUUUAAUGAUUAAUCUAGCUUAUCCAUCAGCGCUCCCUGUCAAUAUCAGUUCCUCCGUGUCAAUAUUAGGGGAACUAAGAAUAAAACAAUUAUCUGGCUUAAUAAAAUAAUACAACAUUAGCAUGGCAUUGGCGACAAUACCGCUGGCAUUCAUUGGCAACUUGUUUGCCGUAAUUUUCGCGUAUAUCAUCGGGGGAAUUUGUGGCAUUGGCGUAAUGAUCCAAUUAGCGUAUGAAUCCUGUUUCGCAGUUCCUCGGCGCGUGCGCGACGUCAAACCGAAAAUUCUUGAUCAACUGGAUUUUGAGCACGGAUUCCUGAGAGUUCCUACGUACCAUGGUUUUAAAAACGAGAGUGAGCCGCUACGGGAUAGCGAAAUCCGGCUGCAUUAUGUCGCAGCUGGUGAACCCGGUCGACCGCUCAUGUUAUUCAUCCACGGAUUCCCAGAUCUGUGGUUCGGCUGGCGUCACCAGCUACAGCAUUUCCGGUCCCAUUUUCGUGUGGUAGCUAUUGAUAAUCGCGGUUACGGAGAAUCGGAUAAACCAACCGAUCGGCGCGCUUAUACACUGCCGCUGUUGGUGCGAGAUGUGCGCAGUGUCAUCCAGCAAAUGGGCUAUGAAAAGUGCAUCCUGGUGGGGCAUGACUGGGGCGGUUUAAUAUCCUGGACUUUUGCGGCGGUCUUCCCGGAAAUGGUGGAUCUUCUGAUUGUCAUGAACUGUCCUCAUCCGCUCGCAUUUAGCAGGAUGCCCUUCGGCGACCUAAUUCGACAAUUUUUUAAAAGCUGGUAUAUAUUUUUCUUCCAACUUCCAUAUCUCCCGGAACGCAUGUUCCUCAGCAACGAUCUGUACCGCGUAGAAGCCAUGUUGACCCAACCACCGCUGUGUCGUACGCCGAGCGCCGUUACCCCGAAGAAGUGGAAGUAUACAAGUAUUAUCUGGGGAAAGACGGUGCUCUGCGGCCGCUCCUCAAUUACUACCGCAACCUGAUCCGCGUCUUCCCGCCACCCAUGCCCUCGUUGAUGGGUAUCCGGCCGCCGGUACACCUACUGCAUGGGACCGGGGAUCCGGCGCUGAGUGUCAGUGCCGCCGAAAGGUCACGGGAAUGUGUGGCGGGGACCUUCCAGCUGCGGCUGCUGGAUGGUUACGGCCACUGGAUUAACCAGGAAGCACCAUUCGGUGUCCACAUGUCGAUGGAGGAGUUUAUGAGUCAAGCCGGAUUCAUAACGCCUUUGCUCUCGAGAUAGCGUUAAAAAUAUCUUAUUUUUACCGACUGCUGUUUUUUUCCAAAAUUUUAUACGCACUAGUCGUUGUGAAUGAUACUGGUAUUACUAAUACCAUAAUUAUUACAGACUUCAAAAUUAAUUUACAGCUUUAACUAAUCUAAUUACGAGGAGGAAACAA
Molecule: messenger RNA, 1508 nt
Organism: Paramacrobiotus metropolitanus
Lineage: Eukaryota; Metazoa; Tardigrada; Eutardigrada; Parachela; Macrobiotidae
Product: epoxide hydrolase 4-like
Exons: 5
Coding region: 234-1094 (286 amino acids)
Molecular function (GO): hydrolase activity
Source: RefSeq, a predicted model, not a curated record